AUGCGGGUAUAUGCGAAGGUCUCACGUACGCAGAGAUCAGAGAGCGUUACCCGGAACAAUUCACUGCUCGUGAUCAGGACAAGUAUCACUACAGGUAUCCAUCGGGAGAGGUAAUCUGUGUUCACUUCUUAACUACUUAUUUAAAUACUGUUUCUGAACGACUAUAUUGGCUUAGUGUGAGUCACAUCGUAUUGAAUUGAAU
Molecule: messenger RNA, 202 nt
Organism: Soboliphyme baturini
Lineage: Eukaryota; Metazoa; Nematoda; Enoplea; Dioctophymatida; Soboliphymatidae
Source: the annotation of a GenBank genome assembly